CUUGGCAGAGAGAUAAAACGAAUGUAUUUAAAAAUAAAAACACGUCCCUCGAACGUACAAGAAUCAGAAAAUGUUGGUAUGCAUCACAUUUACUGCAUUCUCUGGAAAGUAUCGUCAGUUGAGAUCAUUUAAUCAAUCACCAUCGGUGCAUCCUGUAUCACCAUGGCGAUUUCUCUUUGCAUUUCUAUUACCAAUUUACUUCACAAGAACUGGUCUGAACAAGAAAAGUUUGGAUGUCAGUGGUGCCGUUGCCGCCUUGGUAGUGGGAUUCGUGAUGACUAUAAGUAACUAUUGUUUUUGUGCUGCUUUGAUUGUCUUCUUUAUAACUGGAUCAAAGGUUACUAAGUUUAAAGCAGAGAGGAAAAGACAAAUAGAUCCUCAAUACCAGGAAG
This is a messenger RNA of Saccoglossus kowalevskii, 392 nucleotides long. Its product is annotated as transmembrane protein 19-like. Gene Ontology annotation, cellular component: membrane. The record is from RefSeq and is a predicted model, not a curated record. NCBI's taxonomy places the organism in Eukaryota, Metazoa, Hemichordata, Enteropneusta, Harrimaniidae.